ACAUUUGCCGUUAUUUAAAUUCUUCCUUUCAAUUUGUUUUCAUCUCUUUAGUUUUUUCCAAGAUCUAAAUACUUCCAUCCCAUUUUAAAGUAGAAGAGAAAAUGCAAAGUGCAAACAUGACAUAAAAAGGAGAAAGAUACCUAAAUAAUAUUCCGAAUCGACAAAUUUUUCAAAAUUGUUUCCGAUACUUUGUUACGAAUGUUUUAUCACAAAAUUCCGAUACGUAAUAAUUUUGUUUUUACCUGCACUAUUUUGCGUUUAAAGUAAAACAGUUGGAUAUUGUGCAUCUGAUGGGGGAGAAGGAAAGAGAAGCAGAGAGUGUAGAAGGUGCAAUUAAAAUGAACAGACUUAAUCAGUCGCGUAGUGUUUACAUCGCAAAGUUAUCGCGAGUGAUGGACGAAACAACCGUGGCGGCCAUUUGCAUUCGCGAGACGGACUUUUCAGUCUGCGUCUGAAUGGAGAACGGAUUGUCUCGCAAUCAAUUGUGGAACGUAUCUUGACGUACGCCAAAGAUCAUAUUUUUAUCAUUUGUAAAAUGGCGAGGGCAAGUAACGAUGUAUCGAGGAUCGUGUGCGCGAAUACAAUUCAAGAAAACAAGAAGAGACUGCUCGAGGCGCGAAUUAAGAAUCAGGUAUUGCGCCAUAAGGCAAAAGAUCAGACUAGGCAAGAUCUAAACAAAUUGUUUAGCAAACUCAACCAAACUGUGGAAACAAACUUGGUGAAAACUUGGUCAGAAAAAUUGAACCUGCCAUGCUACAAUACAAACGUUACAAAUUGUUGGUAUGGCCCAGUUCUGGGUUUUCCACCUGGAUCCUGGUGGGGCAUACGUAUGGACUGCUCCAGAGAUCACAUGCACGACCUGUUUGAUGUUGACAUACACGAAGGACCAUUUGGUGUUGUUUCAGUCUGCACUUCUCAUACCAAUAUGAAAGAGGAUGUGGAUCUCGGUGAUGUCCUCACACUUACAGGUCAGGUAUAUCGUGAGGAGCAACCUGGCGCGGAUCCUUUUAUUCGCAACUAUAAGAAUCAGAUACCAUUAAGAUUAAUCAGAAGCUAUAAUCUGCAAGACGAUAUCGCACCUAAUACAGGUUAUAGAUACGACGGGCUCUAUAUAGUUAUAGACUGUUGGAUAGGCGUGGCUUUGGAUGGAACCAAGUACAAUAAAUUUGCCCUAAUGCGUCUACCUGAUCAAGAGCCACCAAGCUGGAGCAGCACAAACUCAAAAGAUUUAAUUUCCGCGCGACAAUGCGUUCCACUAUCUAAAUCAAAUCACUCGAAUGCAUAUGAUUUGAGAAAAUGUUCGUAUAACACUACCGGUAUUUGCGGCAAGCGAAAACUCGGCCACAGAGAUGAUUUACCAGUUGCGAAAACUAUUUCGUUUGCCGAUAUCGGCCGAAAAUCUGUACCUGAAAGUUCUAUCGUCACACGUCAUGUUUUUAAAAAACCGCCGAAUAAUGCGGAGAAUACGAUAUCGACCAUCGCAUCCGAUCAAAAAACAUUAACAUGCCUGGGUGCAUCAGCUACUAAAACACACAGUACAAACAUUUCGAUACGCAUGGGUUUAUACGAAUCGUCACAUAAUGUGCAAGACGCAAAGAAGAAUGUUUCGACAAUGUUACAUAAACCAUCAAAAACGAUUGAUAUCUCUGUUCGUACCGCAUUGGAUAUGGAGAGUGUUCGUUUUACAUCGAAAGAAGAUAAUAAGCUUAUUACAAGGCUAGAUACAGAUAAGGCAGUGGAUAAUUCCCAACUAAAUGAAAAUAUUUCUUGUAAUGAGUAUAUUGUGGCUGAAAAAGCAAACGAAAUCGCUUGCCCAUUCAAGAAACGCAAAAGAAAUUUGCAAGUUUUAAAUUCGGAACAUUUGCAUUCCUCCGUUUUAUCUACGUCGCUAAAUAAUCUGGAAAAUGGUACAAAUAUUAUCGAGCGUAAUGAACAAUUUAAAAAUGUUCAGCAAUAUUCGGAUACACAAAAUUUAAAUUCUAAUAAUGAACCAGAUAUACAAAUAUCAAAUUCCAAUAACGAAACAAUUUCGAGGAGUUCAAUCAUAACGCAUGAAAAAAUUCUCAAACAUCAUGAUACUUUGGAAAUAUCGAAUGAAUCGCUCUGCGCACAGAGCAUGAAAUCCUUGGAUUCUUUGACGCCGGACAAGAUCUUAAACUUGAUUAAUAACGAGAAGCAUCAUCCUCUAUCCAAGUUAUUGAUCGGAAAUGUUAUAGGAUUAACGACUGAAGAAUGUGCAAUGUUGGACGGAUCAAAGAUAUCCACUUUGGAUUCUAAAAGCAAGAUGCAUAUAACAUCAAAGAUAAAUCUUAAGAAAAGACGCGAAAAAGGAGAUAACAUAAAAGAGAAUGUUGCGUGUUUGGACAAUAGAAGAUACUGCAAAUAUUCGAAAACCAAGAGAUUAUCUUGGAAAGUGCAAUCGGAUACAGGAAAAUUUGACAAGAUAUCUAAGGUAGAUCGUCAAUCGUGCAAUGAUGCAAAUCAGAAAUGUAACACUAAUGCAAGGAAGAACAAUCAGAGUGGCAUAUCCAAGAAGAACAACGAGUACUUGUCACCAUUUCGUGUACAAACUUCGCUUCAGACUAUCGCUCAACAUACUCGCAGCUCAUAUGACAUAAAAACUCGUCUUAGGACCGAUAAAGGCGCAAUGGACUCGAUGAAGCAAGAGUUUCCCGACUCGUCGAUCAAAAAGAGCAGAUACAAAAAACGAGAUAGAGAAAUCGCCAACUUAUCAAUAGACGCCAAUUUUAGUCCUAUAACUCGCGGACCCAGAAAUAGAAGAUUGCGGUGCAAAAACAACGCGUACGCAAAUAAGAGAUGUUACAGCACUUUCAAUACCGUGAUAUAUUCACCUAGCAAACGAUGCAAGUCUAGUUUCAAACCCAAGAGCAAGCUGACCAAAGUCAAACGUGCCAGCGAUGGACAAACCAAGAAUAGAUACACGAUAUCUAAUGCCCUGCGUACAAAUGCUAAAAGUAUCAAUGAUUCGAUCGAAAAGCAGAAAAAUUUCGAAACUACCAUCAACAACGAUAAUGCAAAUAAACAUAAUCGUAAUAAUGUCAGCAAAAAAAAGGAGAAUAGAGUCGUGACGAUCGACGACGAUGAUCGUAACAUCUCCAAGACUUCCUUCGACAGAAGUCUUCGAAAGAAAUUGACAAUCCCUUUAUCACAUUGCACUGCUCAAACGCCCCUCUUACACUAUUUUCAUAAGAAACAAGCUCAGAAACCCAGCACGAUGGACGCGACGACGCAAUGCAGACUCAUCUCCGAAAAUCCGGAAGUCUAUGUUAUCGGACAACUAAACGAUCGAAGGACUAUCUUGAAGAUGGAGUGGGACAAAUACGAGAAGCUGAGGUCGGAAUCCAUUAGUGAUAUAGCCGACGACGAUCGAGAAUUCCAAAUUUGUCAAACACUGCGACUUUGCGCUGCUUCUACGAAGAGGAAUAACUCGAAUCGCGACGAAAAACACGAGGAUUCCUCGCAGGAUAGAACAUCGGCCUUUGUGCCUGUGACGAGCACGUCCGACAGCGAUCUGCGAAUCGCACGGCUCAGAUCAAUUGGUUUCAAGCCUAUAAUUGAACCACGGUCUCCACUUGGAAUCGUCGCGCGUGAUUUCGCGUUCGAGCAAAACCCUACGCUCGUAACUACGAGCAAAGUAACGAAGCGAGAUGUUGCUGAGAGGUAUGAUAAGUAUGCCAGCGAGGAUGACAAUGCAGUUGUUUAUAUGGAUGACGAAUUGCAAUAUCAAGAUAUCGAGAAGGAGGACGAUGAAGGUGCAGCGAACAUGUCGAUGAAAUCAGCAGUACAAUCGAAGAACGAUAAGAACGUUUUCGUGGAAAUGUCGCGCGAAAACUUGGAAUCUCCUUGGCACGGUUGGAAAAAGAUUGUGGCGAACAAUCGAUCGUAUUGGGUCGGUUGGUAAUAUUUUGCAAAUUGAUGGAUGCAACAAAUUGAUGAAUGAUUUUAGUAAUUGAUUGCAAAUUGUACAAAUGCUUCGUCUGCAAUCAAAAAAAUGAACACGUUUCAUCCAAUCGCGUGUAUAUUUUAUAUCUUUAUUCUU
Cataglyphis hispanica is the source of this 4060-nucleotide messenger RNA. RefSeq lists its product as uncharacterized. The coding region runs from base 536 to 3922 and encodes 1128 amino acids. The transcript has 3 exons. Gene Ontology annotation, molecular function: ubiquitin protein ligase activity. The record is from RefSeq and is a predicted model, not a curated record. NCBI's taxonomy places the organism in Eukaryota, Metazoa, Arthropoda, Insecta, Hymenoptera, Formicidae. Gene Ontology annotation, biological process: negative regulation of gene expression via chromosomal CpG island methylation; protein ubiquitination.